Cercopithifilaria johnstoni is the source of this 1197-nucleotide messenger RNA. NCBI's taxonomy places the organism in Eukaryota, Metazoa, Nematoda, Chromadorea, Rhabditida, Onchocercidae. The record is from the annotation of a GenBank genome assembly.
AUGUUAUCAACAGUUCAAUCGCUAGUGUGGUUAUCUCGAACUAAUGCUAUAAGUUUAAAAUGUGCUCAUCGAGGACUAACUGCCAGUUCACAAUAUACUUCGAAUAAUGAAAUGUACCGUUUUCGAUCGCAUGUCCUUCAACAAAAAGAGACUAAAUUAGCCAAAUAUGGUGGACGUCAGAUGGUGACGUUACUUACAGGCGAUGGUACCGGUGCAGAAAUGAUCAACAGUGUCAAGCAUAUUUUUGGCCAUGCAGAUGUUCCGGUGGACUUUGAGGAAAUGCCGUUAAGCUCCGAUAUGACUCAUAUGGAUACUGAUAUGGAAUAUGCUUUGUUAUCGACUCGACGAAAUGGAGUAGCUCUAAAAGGCAACAUUGAAACUAAAUUUGAUGUUCCACAGUUUACAUCAAGGAAUGUUGAAUUGCGGCGACGUUUGGAACUUUAUGCCAAUAUUUUGCACUGUGUAAGCAUACCUUCAAUUCCAUCGCGACACAGUGAUCUGGAUAUAUUAGUGAUAAGAGAAAAUAUGGAAGGUGAAUAUUCUGGACUUGAACACGAGGCCAAAAAAGGAGUCGUUGAAAGUUUGAAGAUUGUUACACGCACAAAUAUUGAACGGAUUGCUCGUUUUGCAUUCGAAUAUGCAGUAAUUUACAAAAGGAAGAAAGUUACAGCAGUUCACAAAGCUAAUAUACAAAAACUCGCGGAUGGCUUAUUUCUGAGAGUAUGUAAGGAAAUAGCAGAAAAUGAAUAUCCACAUUUGCAAUUCGAGUCAAUGAUUAUUGAUAAUGCAUCGAUGCAACUCGUUUCUCGCCCACAGCAAUUUGACAUUAUACUUUUGCCCAAUCUUUACGGCAAUAUAAUUGCGAACAUAGCUUGUGGCCUCAUUGGUGGAGCAGGAUUAGUAUCUGGCGUCAACGUGGGCUCCAAAUAUGCUGUUUUUGAAACGGGGACAAGAGGCAGUGGCACUGAAAUAGCUGGCAAAAAUAUUGCAAACCCAACUUCCUUUAUUCGAGCUAGUGUAGAUAUGUUAAAAUACUUGGGACUGGAUAAUUAUGCAAAUCUGAUCAGUGAUUCCUUGUUUAUUGCACUUACAGAGCGACGCAUACACACCACUGAUAUUGGAGGUACGGCUAAGACGAGUGAAGUUGUCAGCGUAACAAUGGAAAUAAUGGAUCAGUUGAGGGAAAAAUAUAUUUAG